This is a messenger RNA of Aspergillus saccharolyticus JOP 1030-1, 1014 nucleotides long. It is a transcript of the gene hmgX, whose product is annotated as protein hmgX. The transcript has a single exon. NCBI's taxonomy places the organism in Eukaryota, Fungi, Ascomycota, Eurotiomycetes, Eurotiales, Aspergillaceae. Gene Ontology annotation, biological process: cilium assembly. The coding region runs from base 85 to 864 and encodes 259 amino acids. The record is from RefSeq and is a predicted model, not a curated record.
AGCAUUUCUCUCAAAGAAGCUCGUAUUUGAGAUUCUCACGAAACAAACAUCCUACACAUCUCAACCGACAGACACACCAUCACCAUGACUACGAUCACCCCCUGCAAGCCCUCCCUCACAACCAACGACUCCGCCGUCCUGCAGGCCCUCUUUGAUGCAGAGUCAUCUCCCUCCUCCGCGCCCGUCAUCGACGCCAGUCUCUCUUCCCUGCCAGCCCACCUCAACAUCUCGCCCGAGCAGCACGACUCACUCAAGUCCGCCGAGCUGGACAUCGUCCGCACGCUCGAACAGCCGGAGCCCUCCCUCUCCAUGGUCCAGCAAGCCAUCAGGGACCUCGAUCUCCUCAUCAUCGAAGCACCCACCUACCCCUCAGCCUACAUCAACCGCGCCCAAGCCCGACGCCUCCUCAUCGACCUGACGCCUCUACCCACGUCCGCCUCAAGCACCCCAUCAUCCGACCCCGACACGAAGCUCUUCGCCGCCGCCAACAGCGCCUCCGCCUCCGCCCUCCUCGCCGACCUCACGCAGGCCAUCCAACUCGCCCACCCACGAUCCCCCGCCGACCCUGUCUCCCCCGGACAGGCGCGCAUCCUCGCGGACGCAUACACACAUCGCGGGUAUUUGCUGCUGAAAGCCGCACGGUUCCGACAGGCACAGGGGGAGGGCGGACCGGAGCGGCUGGAGGGGAUGGGGGCGCAGCAGUUGGAGGAGAUGGCCAGCAGUGACUUCUUCAUGGGCGGCCGGUUUGGCAACAAAGUCGCACAGCAGCUGGCCGUCCAGACGAAUCCAUAUGCGAAGAUGUGCGGAGCGAUUGUGAAGGAGGCGUUGAGGAAGGAGGUGGCCUCGUCGGUGAUGAACUCGUGAGGAGCAUGCCAUCGGGUCGGGGUCGGGGUCUCUAGUGGUUGUAAUAUACUGUAUUUCAGCGCAUCGGAAAUGGAAUAUCCUACAUAGCAGAUCACGCCAUCCUGUCGUGUGGUCUCACUGUCUAUCAAAUCAUGGAUAGUAGAAUGAGAC